Molecule: messenger RNA, 732 nt
Organism: Cladophialophora psammophila CBS 110553
Lineage: Eukaryota; Fungi; Ascomycota; Eurotiomycetes; Chaetothyriales; Herpotrichiellaceae
Exons: 2
Coding region: 1-732 (243 amino acids)
Source: RefSeq, a predicted model, not a curated record
AUGGCUCUUUGGACCGGCUUUCCCGCGGGCUCUGGACCGAAGGUGAACGAGGAUUCGUGCCCGGUGCCUCGAAAGCCACUCAAAUGCAAAGCAAAGAGCCAUGACUUCGAAAGGAAACUCUCAUCCAGGUUCAUCGUUCCUGAAGAGAUCCUCAAGAAUACCGACUUGGAGUACAAGGGCCAAUCUGUCCUCUUAAUGAUGCCCUAUGAGAUUCUUCUUGCAGUAUACGACAAUGUCGCUCACGCUCCAUCCCAGGUUGCCCUGGCACUAACUUGCAAACGCAUGGCUAUUGCAGCGCGCAACGUCCAGCUUUGUCUCUCGCCCACCUCGCCCAAGUAUGCGGGCUUUCUCCCAAAGGCCGUUUUUGAUGUUCCGGAACUCAUGACCCAGUUGAAGCCCUGGAUGCCAGCCGAUCUCCGCUUGUGCAAUCACUGCCUCACCAACAGACCUCGGCGUGAGGAAUAUUGGAACACCAUCAUUGGCUGCGAGGUCAGCAACUUCUGGGUCCAGAAGACUGGUUGGGACUUUCACAAUGCGAGUUGGCAUAAGCAAGUGCACGAUAUCUGUCCCGCAUGCCAUGCUUCCUGCACCCUGAGCGAUUAUGUUGAUUGCGAUGGUUGUCGAGCCCUCGGGCGCCUAGGCGAUGUGGACUGGGCCAGGGUAUCUGACUCCUGGAGAAGGAGGACGGAAGAGGAACUUCGAGCUGGAAGAUUCGCAACUGGACCUUCAUAA